AUGCGCUUUUCUUCUUCCUUGCUUCUCUCUGCCUUGGGUUGGUGCUUGUGCUGCGGUGGGAGCAACUCUCGUCAGGACCUAGUAACAUGGGACGAACACUCCUUCUUCGUGCGAGGCGAGCGCCUAAUGAUUUUCUCUGGAGAAUUCCACCCCUUCCGUCUUCCAGUGCCCGGCUUAUGGCUCGACGUUUUCCAGAAGAUCAAAAGCAUGGGCUUUACAGGAGUAUCCUUCUACACGGACUGGGCGCUGUUGGAAGGAAAUCCCGGCCAUGUUGUGAUUGGUAGCGGUGGUGGUAUCUGGGACCUCGAAGAGUUCUUCAGUGCAGCGACUGAAGCCGGGAUAUACCUGAUUGCUCGUCCUGGACCGUAUAUCAACGCCGAGGUCUCGGCUGGAGGUAUACCGGGCUGGGUUUUGCGCAGCAGCAACGCAACACUCCGAUCGUUGGAUCCGGGGUACCUCGAAACGACGCAAAACUACGUGCCAACGAUCGGUAAGAUCAUCAGCAAAGCCCAGAUCACGAAGGGCGGUCCGGUGAUCUUGCUCCAGCCUGAGAAUGAGUAUACAAGCUGGCCGGGCCUCGGCGUCUCAACUUUCCCAGGCGAGAUGAACAGGGAAUACAUGGCUUUUGUAGAGCGGCAGUUUCGUGAUGCUGGUAUUCAGGUCCCGUUUAUAGUGAAUGAUAACUUGGUAGAGGGUUAUUUUGCGCCGGGCAGUGGACUCGGCGCGGUAGACAUAUAUGGCAUUGACUCGUAUCCUAUGCGUUACGACUGUAGGGGACCAAAUCACUGGCUCUGUGCUGAUCCAUAUGUAUGGCCGACAUAUAGGUUCCCUUAUACCUGGCAGGCUACCCACCAGAAGGAAAGCCCGACGACGCCAUUUUCUAUAGCCGAAUUCCAAGGAGGAAGUGGAGAGGGAUGGGGAGGCGUUGUCGAAGAGAUGUGUGCUGACCUCGUCAAUAUGGAGACAGCCCGUGUCGUAUACAAGAAUAACUACAGCUUCGGGGUGAAGCUAUUCAACAUCUACAUGACCUAUGGUGGCACCAAUUGGGGCAAUUUGGGUUACAUGAAUGGCUACACGUCCUACGAUUACGGAGCAGCCAUCAGCGAAGAUCGAAGCCUACGCCGAGAGAAAUACAGCGAACAGAAACUCCAGGCAAACUUCCUCAAGGUGUCCCCAGCAUAUCUCACGGCCACCUCGGUGGUGGGCAUGAAUGGCACUUAUGGCGCGCCAGAGACCAUUGCGGUCACUCCACUUUUAGGGGAUAAUAAUGGCACCAAUUUCUACGUGGUGAGACACGCAGACUUUACUUCACUCAACACGACUCAGUAUACCCUUGACUUGUCCACUAGUAUUGGAAGUGUCACCAUUCCACAGCUUGGAGGUAGCUUGGCGCUAAGUGGACGCGAUUCCAAGAUUCACGUCACAGACUAUGAUCUCGGUGGCAUUAACCUGAUUUAUUCCAGCGCGGAGAUACUUACCUGGGCGCGAGGGGAGGAUCGGAAACGCACUGCAGUGCUCUAUGGGGGAGAGGAAGAACUGCAUGAGAUUGCUUUGCCAGCCAGUCUGGGGCAACCUUCAGUCAUUGAGGGCUCCGGCGUGGCCAUCCGACAAAGGGGAUCUGCUUGGGUGCUGCAGUGGCGAGUCACCCCUGAGCGUAAGAUCGUUCAGAUUGGACCGCUGCUUGAGCUCUACCUGGUGUGGAGAAAUGAAGCGUAUAACUACUGGGUGAUGGAGCUGACAGCUCCAAGUCCCGUGGCAAAUUUCACAUCCCCGUCAAAGGACCUGGUGGUCGUCAAGGCCGGGUAUCUUAUUCGAAGCGCAGAGAUCGAAGGUGAUAAACUAAAGCUGACGGGCGAUGUCAACCAGACAACUGUCGUCGAACUGAUCUCAAGCCCGAAGGACAACAUUCGCAGUCUGACUUUUAACGGGGAGCUGGUUAAGACUACUACACUGGCGUGUAAUGGCAAAGUCAUUGGUGAAAUCGAAUACAAACCCCCUUCCGUGGAAAUUCCACGGCUUUCCAGCCUCACUUGGAGGUAUCUGGACUCCGUGCCAGAGAUCAAGUCAACAUACAACGAUGCAUCUUGGACUGAAUGCAACAAAACCAUCACCAACAAUCCUACUCCUUUCAAGACGCCGCGUGAUUUAUAUGCAUUAGACUACGGAUUCCAUACCGGAUCACUAAUCUACCGCGGACGAUUCCUCGCCAACGCUCAAGAAUCCACACUUUCCCUAAACAUCUCCGGCGGCACCGGCUUUGCCAAUAUCGUCUGGCUGAACGAUGUAUUCCUCGGGUCAUUCCCCGGCAGUUCUACCGCUCAGGUACUAGCUCAAAACUUCACAUUUCCGCAUCCCUUAACCUCAGGGAAGGAGUAUAUAUUGACCGUUCUGAUCGACAACAUGGGCCAGGAUGAAGAAGGCCCCGGCACCGACGCAAUCAAGUUCCCACACGGAAUCCUGAAUUACAGUCUGGCUGGCCACGACGACCAGUCCGACGUCACCUGGAAGAUGACGGGCAAUCUUGGUGGUGAGCAGUACCGCGAUCUGGCUCGCGGUCCUCUCAACGAGGGGGCAUUGUAUGCUGAACGCCAGGGCUACCAUUAUCCGCAGCCCCCAGCCUCGAACUGGACUGUGUCCAGUCCUGUGGAAGAUGGUCUUGCUGCUCCCGGCGUGGGGUUCUAUACGACUUCCUUCCGGCUGGAUAUCCCGUCUGGAUGGGAUGUGCCCAUGAGUUUUGUGUUCAAUAAUGGCUCGGACGCGGCGAAGAGUCCUUCGCAGAACUAUCGAUGUCUGAUCUUUGUGAAUGGGUAUCAGUUUGGGAAGUACAUCAACAACCUGGGUCCGCAGACUACCUAUCCCGUCCCAGAGGGCAUCCUCAACUACAACGGCGACAAUUUCAUCGCAGUGACUUUGUGGGCGAUGGACACUGAUGGUGCAAAGCUGGCCGGUCUCGACCUGGUCCCGACUGCAGUUAUCAAGUCUGGUUACAGUAGGCCAGCGUUGGCGCCGCAGCCUACAUGGACGUUGAGAGAUGGUGCAUAUUAA
This is a messenger RNA of Talaromyces atroroseus, 3045 nucleotides long. Its product is annotated as putative beta-galactosidase E. Gene Ontology annotation, biological process: carbohydrate metabolic process. Bases 1 to 3045 code for a protein of 1014 amino acids. Lineage: Eukaryota; Fungi; Ascomycota; Eurotiomycetes; Eurotiales; Trichocomaceae. The record is from RefSeq and is a predicted model, not a curated record. Gene Ontology annotation, cellular component: vacuole. Gene Ontology annotation, molecular function: beta-galactosidase activity. The transcript has 6 exons.